GCGUUAGAUAACUUUUUCGAGUGCUCGUCAAUUGAACAUCCAACGAAAAAAGAAGAAGAUGAUGCGCAACCACAAGAACAACGAAAAGAGCAAGUUCCGAAGGCGUUGCCGACACCGAAUAUGGAUUCGUUCACGGUGAUGUCGUGGAAUGUGGACGGAUUGGACAAGAAGAGUCUGAAAACGCGUUUCACAGCCGCUUGCUACAUUAUUUCAACAAUCUCACCCGAAGUAGUAUUUCUGCAAGAAUUAUCACCUGAGCUCGUACCGCAGUUGCGAAGUAAUCUUGGUGGUGAGUAUAGCAUCUUAUUAUCAACCCCAUCACAGCUCUACUUCACCGGUGUUUUACUGAAGCCUAACGUCGAUUAUAUAUCACAUAAAUGUUUCCCAUUCGCAAACAGUGGAAUGGGUCGAGCC
This is a messenger RNA of Anisakis simplex (herring worm), 414 nucleotides long. Lineage: Eukaryota; Metazoa; Nematoda; Chromadorea; Rhabditida; Anisakidae. The record is from the annotation of a GenBank genome assembly.